Molecule: messenger RNA, 5917 nt
Organism: Penaeus indicus
Lineage: Eukaryota; Metazoa; Arthropoda; Malacostraca; Decapoda; Penaeidae
Product: myosin heavy chain, muscle-like
Exons: 22
Coding region: 176-5917 (1913 amino acids)
Biological process (GO): sarcomere organization; muscle contraction
Cellular component (GO): myosin filament; myosin II complex; cytoplasm
Molecular function (GO): microfilament motor activity; actin filament binding; ATP binding
Source: RefSeq, a predicted model, not a curated record
UCCAAGCUAUUGUUGUCUGAAAAGAAGCCAGCCAGUGGGCCUAUAUAAGAGGGAAAGAAUCCACCUACUCCAGUGGGAAGCGGGACGUGCAGUGCUCGUGGCGGGGGUAACACGCGCAAAGGAUAUCUCGCACUCUCUAAGUUUGUCUUCCAGUCGUUGAUCCCGCACCACCAGCAUGCCCGGCCACGUCAAGAAGAGCACGGGUCCCGACCCUGAUCCCUCUGAGUAUCUCUUCAUUUCCCCUGAACAAAAGCGCAUCGACCAGGCGAAGCCUUAUGAUCCUAAGAGGUCCUAUUGGGCUCCCGAUCCUGAGGAGGGUUUCGUUGAGUGUGAGCUUCAGGGCGCCAAGGGUGACAAGUUGGUUACGGUUAAGCUUCCCAGUGGAGAGACUAAGGAUUUCAAGAAGGAACAGGUCGGCCAGAUUAACCCUCCUAAGUACGAGAAGUGUGAGGAUGUGUCCAACUUGACCUUCCUUAACGAUCCCUCCGUCUUCUACGUCCUCAAGUCACGUUAUCAAGCCAAGCUUAUUUACACCUAUUCUGGUCUCUUCUGUAUUGUCAUCAAUCCCUACAAGCGUUACCCCAUCUACACCAACCGUGCCGUCAAGAUCUACAUGGGCAAGAGGCGUAAUGAAGUACCCCCUCAUCUCUUCGCCAUCUGCGACGGUGCCUACCAGAACAUGAUGCAAGACCGUCAAAAUCAGUCCAUGCUUAUCACUGGUGAAUCCGGCGCUGGAAAGACAGAAAACACAAAGAAAGUGUUGUCUUACUUCGCCAACGUUGGUGCCUCCGAGAAGAAAGAGGGAGAAAACAAGCAGAACUUGGAGGAUCAGAUCAUCCAAACCAACCCCAUCCUUGAGGCCUAUGGUAACGCCAAGACCACCCGUAAUGACAACUCGUCUCGAUUCGGUAAGUUCAUCCGCGUGCACUUCGGCCCCAAUGGAAAGUUAUCCGGCGCUGACAUCGAAGUCUACUUGCUGGAGAAGGCUCGUGUCAUCUCCCAGUCCCCCGCCGAGCGAGGCUACCAUAUCUUCUACCAGCUAAUGUCCGACCAGAUCGACUAUAUGAAGAAGUUGUGCCUCUUGUCUGACGACAUUUACGACUACCACUAUGAGUCUCAGGGAAAGGUUACUGUUCCAUCCAUCGACGACAAGGAGGACAUGCAGUUCACUCAUGAAGCUUUCGAUAUCUUGAACUUCUCCAAUGAAGAGAGGGACAAUUGCUACAAAGUUACUGCAUCUGUUAUGCACUUUGGUAACUGCAAAUUCAAGCAAAGGGGUCGUGAGGAGCAGGCUGAACCCGACGGCACUGAGGCCGGAGAAGUUCUUGCUAAGUUGCUCGGAGUUGACGCCGAGGAGCUCUACAGGAACUUCUGCAAGCCUAAGAUCAAGGUCGGUGCCGAGUUCGUCACCAAGGGUAUGGGCGUCGAUGCUGUCAACUACAACAUCGGUGCCAUGGCCAAGGGUCUCUUUUCACGCGUUUUCUCAUGGCUUGUCAAGAAGUGCAACAUGACACUUGAGACUGGCCAGACUCGUGCCAUGUUUAUUGGUGUGCUCGAUAUUGCCGGCUUCGAGAUUUUCGACUUUAACGGCUUCGAGCAGAUUUGUAUCAACUUCUGUAAUGAGAAGCUACAACAGUUCUUCAACCACCACAUGUUCGUGCUGGAACAAGAAGAAUAUUCAAGGGAAGGCAUUGUCUGGCAGUUCGUCGACUUCGGCAUGGAUCUGCAGGCUUGCAUUGAACUCUUCGAAAAGAAAAUGGGUCUCCUCUCCAUCCUCGAGGAGGAGUCCAUGUUCCCCAAGGCUACUGACAAGACCUUCGAGGAGAAGCUGAACAACAACCAUCUCGGAAAGUCCCGCUGCUUCAUCAAGCCCAAGCCUCCAAAGCCCGGUCAGCCUGACAACCACUUUGCCAUCGUUCACUACGCUGGUACUGUGUCCUACAACCUGACUGGCUGGCUUGAGAAGAACAAGGAUCCUCUCAACGACACCGUCGUCGACCAGCUCAAGAAGGCCUCCAACGCCCUCACAGUCGAGAUCUUCGCUGACCAUCCAGGCCAGUCUGGUGAUGCGGGCGGCAAGGGUGGAAAGGGAGGCAAGCAGCAGACUGGUUUCAAGACGGUGUCAUCCGGAUACAGGGAUCAGCUGAGCAACCUAAUGAAAACCCUGAACGCCACACAUCCCCACUUCAUCCGUUGCAUUGUGCCCAACGAGUUCAAGAAACCUGGCGUUGUGGAAGCUGGCCUCAUUAUGCAUCAAUUGACCUGCAAUGGCGUACUUGAGGGCAUCCGUAUUUGCCAGAAGGGCUUCCCUAACAGGAUGCCUUAUCCUGACUUCAAGCUCCGCUACAACAUCCUGGCCGCCAAGGAGAUGAUCGAGGCGAAGGACGACAAGAAGGCAGCUACAGCUUGCUUCGAGAAAGUUGGUCUUGACCCUGAGCUGUACCGUACCGGCAACACCAAGGUGUUCUUCCGUGCCGGCGUCCUGGGUAGACUGGAAGAGAUCCGUGAUGACCGCGUGGGCAUACUCCUAUCGUGGUUGCAAGCAUGGAUUCGUGGUUUCAUCAGCCGCAAGCUAUACUCCAAGAUGCAGAAACAGCGCACUGCCCUUCUUGUUGUGCAGCGCAACAUUAGGAAGUUCAAGGUCAUGCGUGCUUGGCUCUGGUAUGAUAUGUGGAUCAAGCUCAAGCCCAAGCUUAAUGUAACACGCGCCGAGGAUGAACUUGUUAGGUUAGAGCAAGUUGCCGAGAAGGCUGAGGCUGAAUUUGAAAAGGAGAUUAAGGUCCGUCAAGAACUCGAGAUCAAAAAUGCUGCUCUUCUCGAAGAAAGAGCAGAGCUCAUGAAUGCCCUCGAUUCUUCAAAGGGUGGUAUGUCCGAUUAUCUUGACAAACAAGCUAAACUUCAGGCACAAAAGGCAGAACUAGAAGCUCAGUUAAAUGAUGUGCUAGAACGUGUACGUAAAGAAGAAGAAGCCUCCGGUCAGCUGAGUAGUGGAAAAAAGAAGUGUGAACAAGAAGUUUCAAACCUGAAAAAGGACCUUGAGGACCUCGAACUUGCCGUCCAGAAGGGUGAGCAAGAUAAGGCCACCAAAGAACAACAAAUCCAGAACCUUAAAGAAGAGAUCGCCCACCAGGAGGAACUCAUCACCAAGGUUAACAAGGAAAAGAAGCAUCUUCAGGAAUGCAAUCAAAAGACUGCCGAAGAUGUCCAGUGUAUUGAGGACAAGUGCAACCACCUUAGCAAGUUGAAGACUAAAUUGGAAUCCACUCUUGACGAACUCGAGGAUUCUCUUGAGCGUGAGAAGAAGCUUCGCAGUGAAGUUGAGAAAUCGAAGAGGAAAAUUGAGGGUGACCUUAGGCUUACCCAAGAAGCUAUCUCUGAUCUGGAGCGCAACUACAAGGAGCUUGAAGUAGCCGUUGAGCGUAAAGAUAAAGAGCUUACAGCCCUCACCGCCAAAAUUGAGGACGAACAGGCUCUUGUGUACAGGGACCAGAGGCAGGUUAAGGAACUUCAGGCUCGCCUCGAGGAGCUCGAGGAAGACGUUGAACAUGAGCGACAGGCCCGUAGCAAGGCUGAAAAGGCCAAGAAUCUUCUUUCACGCGAAGUUGGAGAUCUUGCUGAGAGACUGGACGAGGCUGGCGGCGCCACGGCUACUCAGAUCGAAAUCAACAAGAAGCGCGAGAGUGAACUGGCUAAGGUUCGUCGGGAGCUCGAGGAAUCCAGCCUUCAGCACGAAUCUGCUCUUGCUGCUCUCCGUAAGAAGCACAACGACGGUAUUGCAGAGAUGUCUGAGCAGAUUGACUACCUGAACAAGAUGAAGGCUAGAACAGAGAAGGAUAAGGACGCCAUGAAGCGGGAUGCUGAUGAUGCUAGGGCUUCUAUGGAUGCACUUGCUCGUGAUAAGACUGCUGCUGAGAAGACUACUAAGCAGCUUCAGCAUCAGUAUGGUGAGCUCUGUGCUAAGCUUGAUGAUGUCAACCGUACGUUGAGUGACUUUGAUGCCACGAAGAAGAAGCUCGCUUGUGAAAAUGCAGACCUUGUCCGACAGCUGGAAGAAGCAGAGAACCAAGUGGGUCAGCUUUCAAGGCUUAAGCUUUCCCUCACCAACCAGCUGGACGAUACCAGGAAGCUGUGUGAUGAAGAAAGCAGGGGUCGCGCUACCCUCCUGGGUAAGUUCCGCAACUUGGAGCGUGAUAUUGAUGCCCUUCGUGAGCAACUAGAUGAGGAGAGUGAAGCCAAGGGAGACGUUCUUCGUAUGCUCUCCAAGGCCAAUGCUGAGGCUCUCAUGUGGCGCUCCAAGUAUGAGUCUGAGGGUGUUGCUCGCGUUGAAGAAAUUGAAGCUUCUCGCAUGAAGCUCGCUGCUCGUCUCGAAGAAGCUGAAAUGCAGAUUGAGUCUCUCAAUGUCAGAAAUCUUCAUCUGGAGAAGACCAAGAUGCGUGCUGCUGCUGAGCUGGACGAUCUGCAGGUCGCCGCUGAGCGUGCACAAAACUUGGCUAAUGCCGCUGAGAAGAAGCAAAAGAACUUUGAUAAAAUCAUUUCUGAAUGGAAACUGAAGGUCGACGACCUUGCUGCUGAACUUGAUGCCUCUCAGAAGGAAUGCCGCAAUUACUCCACUGAGCAUUUCCGUCUCAAGGCCGCAUACGAGGAAAAUAUUGAACAGCUUGAUAGCAUCCGCCGUGAAAACAAGAAUCUCAAUGAUGAAAUAAAGGACCUAAUGGACCAAAUCGGUGAAGGAGGUCGAGCAUAUCACGAAGCUCAGAAGAACUUCAGGCGUCUAGAACUCGAGAAGGAGGAACUUCAGGCUGCUCUUGAAGAAGCUGAAGCAGCUCUCGAACAGGAAGAGAAUAAGGUCCUUCGAACACAGCUUGAGCUCAGUCAAGUCAGGCAGGAGAUUGACAGACGUGUUCAGGAGAAAGAAGAAGAAUUUGAAAAUACUCGUAAGUGUCACCAGAGAGCCAUCGACUCCAUGCAAGCUUCCCUUGAGGUUGAAGCCAAGGGUAAGGCUGAAGCUCUUCGCAUGAAGAAGAAGCUUGAGUCUGACAUCAACGAGCUCGAGAUUGCCCUUGACCACGCCAAUAAGGCCAACUCUGAUCUUCACAAACACUAUAAGAAGACCCUGGAUGACGUUAAGGAUAUGGAGGCUCGUGUUAAGGAAGAACAGCGCCUUGCAUCUGAGUACCGUGAACAGUAUGGCAUUGCUGAACGCCGCUUCAACGCCCUUCACGGAGAGCUGGAAGAAUCCCGCACUCUCCUGGAACAGUCUGACCGCGGUCGCCGCCAUGCCGAGUCCGAGCUCAACGAUGCACGUGAACAAAUUAACACCUUCACCAGCCAGAAUGCAGCUCUCUCUGCCUCCAAGAGGAAGCUCGAAGGCGAAAUGCAAACCCUGCAGGCCGACCUGGAAGAGAUGCUCAGUGAAGCAAAGAAUUCUGAGGAGAAGGCGAAGAAGGCCAUGUUAGAUGCUGCUCGUCUGGCCGAUGAGCUCCGCUCUGAGCAGGAGCAUGCUUUGGCUCAGGAGAAGAUGCGUAAGGGCUUGGAGGUUACCGUCAAGGACCUCCAGACCCGUCUUGAGGAGAGUGAGAGCGCUGCCAUGAAGACUGGUAAGAAGGCGAUCAGCAACCUGGAAUCUCGUAUCCGUGAGCUCGAGGUUUCUCUGGACGACGAGAGUCGUCGUCAUGCUGAUUCUCAGAAGAACCUGAGGAAGUGCGAGAGGCGCAUCAAGGAGCUCGCCUUCCAGACCGAUGAGGACAAGAAGAACCACGACAGGAUGCAGGACCUCGUCGAUAAGCUCCAGCAGAAGAUCAAGACCUACAAGCGCCAGAUCGAGGAGGCUGAGGAGAUCGCCGCCCUCAACUUGGCCAAGUUCCGUAAGGCUCAGCAGGAGCUGGAGGAAGCUGAUGUGUCUAUUUCUGUCAUUUAA